This is a messenger RNA of Acanthaster planci (crown-of-thorns starfish), 3749 nucleotides long. RefSeq names its product muscarinic acetylcholine receptor M2-like. Gene Ontology annotation, biological process: G protein-coupled receptor signaling pathway. Gene Ontology annotation, molecular function: dopamine neurotransmitter receptor activity, coupled via Gi/Go; G protein-coupled receptor activity. The record is from RefSeq and is a predicted model, not a curated record. NCBI's taxonomy places the organism in Eukaryota, Metazoa, Echinodermata, Asteroidea, Valvatida, Acanthasteridae. Gene Ontology annotation, cellular component: plasma membrane.
AUGCAGCGUGGUGACGACUUUCCAUUCGGUUUCAAUUUCACUGCUGAUGGAUGGAUCAUCAACUCCACCACCGGACCGACCAAGGUCGGACCACCCCUGCACACGCCGGGAUUCUACAUCAGGGCCAUUGUCGGUACGUUCGUUUUACUCGUUACAUUACUCGGCAACCUGCUAGUUCUCUAUGUCUUCGCCACGACGCCAAAGCUUCGGACAUACACCAAUUACUAUCUUGUUGGGCUAGCCGUGGCUGACUUGGUCAGUGGCGGCAUUACGCCCAUCCUUGAAAAUGUGUCGUGGUUCCUGGAGGCUUGGCCGUUUGGCGAGACGGCUUGCACAAUCAAUGUAUACUUCAACCACCUAUUCCUCCAUGCGACUUUCCUGAUGACGUUGAUGAUAUGUGUGGACAGGUACAGGGCUCUGAAGAGGCCACUGGUCCACCUGAGAGAGAAAACCCUCAAGCACGCACUCUUGAUGAUGUCUUUCAGCUAUGUAGUGCCGUUCUUUAUCUGGACACCAUUGAUAAUCAUUUUGCCGUACAGCGGUGUUACGAGGCGCGUCCUGCCCCCCGACUGUUUCGGGUCGUACGGCUACCAUUUCCCACUGCUCGUAUUUGCCAUUGCCGUCUUGUCCUGGAUCCCCAUGUUGACCACCACCAUCCUUUACAUUUUUGUGUUCCAAGCAGUCAUCCGAGGUCGCCAAAAGGACAAUCGCGAGGCACGGGCUGUCCACCAACUUUCCGUCAUCUGCGCUACAGAGAGACCGCUGGGAGUAGUCAGCAGGCUGGGGAGUGGCGGCGUUAGGGAAAACGAGGCCAGGUCUGAGAAAGAUCUCGACGAUUCGCACGGCUCGUGCGGCACGUCGAGACAGAGACGAACGAGUACAGAAGCAUCCAGGGUCUCGUCGAGCGAUGUUAACGGAAUCGUGAACGGAGGAUAUCCGCCCGACGAGCGAGAGAAUGAAACUCGAAUCCAAGGAGGCGUUCAAACCCCGGAAACUGGAGUAUCCUACGCCAACCAUGACACGCCUUCGUCUCACCAGAACUCUGUUUUCUCUUCACGGUAUCGCAGGCAUCUCGCAAACCUCCGAGCAACACGUACUCUGACCUGUAUCCUGGUGGUCAUGGUAGUGUCUGCUCUACCUUGGUCUGUCUUUGCUUUCACGGCAGGUGUGAAUCCAGAUAACGCCCUUGAUAUACGUGAAUUCAGAACUAUGUCCUGGCUGGUUCACCUGAGCAGUGCAGCCAACCCGUUCUGCUACGCCGUCUGCAAUCGCCUCUUUAAGCAGGCCUUUAUUCGCGUGCUCUGCUGCGGUCUACGGAGUCAUUGAAUCAGCGAUAGCCCUACUGAAGGAGAACGGUGAAUGCAAUUUCGGAGACGGGCGGAACGAUGUCCAAUAAUCAUUGCAGCCGAAGACCACGACGACCUCAAUGAUAACAGAGGUGUCGCUGCGUGUAAAUUUGACAAGAUACAAUUUCCCGGAAAAUUGAGUUGUGGCUUGUUUUCUGUGAUCGACCUGAAAGGCCAGGCUAGUGUAAUUGGUGAUGAAUUCGCGGUUUGAUAUCAAAGUUCUCCAGUUGACGACACUGGAGAUGAGCCAUGAUCGGAUAAACACGCCUACUAUGGACAUCUGGCAGCGUUUCAUUCAUGUUUUAAUUUUUUUAAUGAAAAUAACCAGGCUUAAUGUCACACAGCUAAAUCAUGAAAUUAAAACCAAGUGGCCUUUGGCACUGUGCCGUCUAAAAGAUCUCAUUUUGAGUUCGCGCGUUUGACAUUGCUUUCAUCACGAUACAAUUCUCAAGGAAUUCAGAUAAAGAUGUAAAAUAUUACCGUUUAUAAAUUCUAUCGUUCAAUAAAAAGUGGAAAAUGACAGGUCAAGAUUACUAUGGCUUCAGAAAAAGAAGAGUGCCUCUGCAUUGAGAAGUUCAGUAUAAAAAGUAAAAAAAAAAGUUUAGAAAAAAAAAGAUAAUACUCGUUAGAAAUGCCAUUUUAAUGGAGAGACCGUUCUUUCCUGUUAAACGAAGAGGAAGCCGGUUACCAUCUUCUACAGUGUGUGGGCUCCUCCUAAGUCGCAUGGCUCUCCAGGGAUAGUCGUGAUGCGUGGUGCCAGACGCCACUGUUCAUUAUGGAUCGUAACUCAUCGACAAAGAACAGCGCUUUUGUACCCGAACCGAUUGAUUGCGCUGUCUUUCGGCGCCGAGUUACACCAACAGAGAGAUGCCUGCUGCAUCAAGACUAUCCACGCCUGUAGAUUGCAACUCUACAGUACAUGUAGCCAAGCAGUGGAAGGCAUCCGGUAAUUGUAGUGAAUCAAUGAACGGAGGGAGUUAUGUGCAAAACCAUCGCGGUUUUUGUUUUGGGUUUUUUUAACAUCACAAAAGGGUAGCAGCGAUCAGUUUUUAAUAGGCACACACUUUUGGAACGUUGCGACUCUUUUUCAAUGUAUCUAAACUACUGGACUUCCCCUUUAGUUUAAAUGUAUUGAACAGUGCACUUUUUUAAUAUUCAAAAUUGUCCCUGCUUUCCUGGAAACUGAGGGCGCUGUUGCUGCGACGUCAUCCAGCAGGGAAAUGGCCCAAUACAUCGGCUUAGCUGUUUCACUCGUGACCCCAGAAUUUCCUUACUGAAAGUACUUCUGAGGAAAAGGUUGCUUACUUGCUGAAAAAAUGAAAAACCAAAAAGAGAAAUUCACUCGAGCUAAAACUAAAAAGAUCCAGCUUUCUCUGUGCACAAAGUUACAACGGUGAGGUUUUCCUUCUGAGAUAACAUCACAGUUUUUCUCAUGAACAUGAAAGUUCUCACAAAACGGCAGCAAAAAACACCUUCAAAAACUGUAACAAAAUUUGAAAAACGAGCCAACUGAAACAUUAAGAUGUACUUUGGAGGUUUUUUGCUUUUCAAAAACUGCACUGCAGAUAGACCCUUUAAAUAAAACACAGCGAUACCCUCCAUAGCUGUUCUGUCUAUUUGAAAAACUUGAUUUAUCUCUGCGUCUAUUAAAACUUGAUAAAAAAUAAAUGAUACUUAGGCAUCACAUUUUACAAAAUGUAUUGUACAAUUCAGGAAUUUUUGAAUUCAAGCUGUUUAUGUAAUGAAUUCCAAUCCAAACACUAAAAAAAAAAAAAAAAGACCUGUAUUCAGCGCGAGGAAUAAUUUAUUAUUAUGUCACGUUCAUUUCACUGCAAUUCGAAAAUAAUUGCAUGUGCAUAACAAACUUUAAGUGCACUGAUUUCCGAUUUUGGUUGUCUUUGAAGGCACCACCAAGAUCCAAACUUUUUGGGGGGCGGCAAAUGCUGUCUGGGGGAGGAGGAAGAUUUGAUAUUUUUUAUGUUACCUUAAUGGCCUUUCUGAGGAUUGAGGAAAACGUUGGUUCUUUUUUCAUACACUUUAGGAAAUAAAACAUGAAAUAACCCCCCCCCUUUCCGGGCCUGUCAAUGUUUUUAACAAAUGACUCUUUUGGAAGGACUAAGCACCUCUCCCUGUUCCCAUGUCAAGGGAUGACAGGACUGCCAUGUGUUUAAAUAACGUACGGUGGAGCCUAGAAAUUGGCAAUGAAAACUGAAGUGCAUAGUAUCACAGCAUGUGCAUUACAAUAUUUGCUCUAAAACCAAGUGGUCUUUCCUCAAAGCACAUUUCGCUGAUCUCCUUCUAAGAAUCACUACUGGUGGUUUAAAAUGUCUAUUUGAACAUAUACAGCAGAACAAUAUGUUGCUCCAUGCCAUCUUAAAGGUCCACACUUACAUAAAAAAAAAA